AGAAGAGACCACCCAUCCACGUCAUUACGCGAGUUACCAGAGCAGCGUAGUCGGGGACCGGCGUCUCUUCCAGCUUCUCUUUCGCCGGUUAACCUAGCUCAGGGUCACCACGCCUUCAACCCAAGGACCGCCUCACGCCCGAAGCUGCCCCCCGUAAAGAUGGCGGAUAGGCACGGAGGAAAAGCCGGAAGAAGGCGGGGUGGGAGGAGCCGGCAGGGGGCGUGUCCUGUCUGCAGAGAGGUUCGGAUGGGCGUGGCCAGCAGCCCCUACUGGGCUUUCCAUCAAGGAGGCGCACACACCGCAGCCAGCCGCGUCCCUCCGUCGUCUCCUGGGGGCGGGUCACCACUGGCUCCGCCCCUGUCCGGAAAGCUCCCUCUUGGAAGGUAUCACCUGAGUUUCCGAGAUUUGACCGGCGUGGGGCCGCAGGCCUCCAGUCCCUCGACGAUGGAGAGCACCCAGGAGAAACCCGCGGAGUCUAGUUACCCCGUCCCCGGGUCCGAAGAGCCUGCCGGCUUAGCCAGGGACCCCGAAGUGUUGCCUCCCAAGGAGUCGGAAGGCUGCGCCCGGCCCCUGGAGACGGCCCCCAAGAAAAUCUGUGGAUAUUUAAGUAAGUUUGGCGGCAAAGGGCCCAUCCGGGGCUGGAAAUCCCGCUGGUUCUUCUACGACGAGAGGAAAUGCCACCUGUAUUAUUCGCGGACCGCGCAGGAUGCAAAUCCCUUGGACAGUAUCGACCUCUCCAGUGCAGUCUUUGACUGCAAGGCGGACGCCGAGGAGGGGACUUUCGAAAUCAAGACUCCCAGCCGGAUUAUUACCUUGAAGGCCGCCACCAAGCAAGCGAUGCUAUACUGGCUGCAGCAGCUGCAGAUGAAGCGCUGGGAGUUCCACAACAGCCCGCCUGCACCUCCCGCCGUCCCUGACGCUGCCCUGGCUGGGAAUGGGCCCGCCCUGCGCCUUGAGCUAGAGCAAGAGGAGGCGGAGCUAGAGGAGUUCCUGUGUCCCGUGAAAACGCCCACUGGCCUUGUGGGCAUGGCAGCUGCCUUGCAGCCGGUCCCUGCUCUGCCCUUGGCCCUUCAGAAUAUCUCCCUCAAGCACCUGGGAACUGAAAUACAAAACACAAUGUACAACAUCCGGGGCAACAAGCAGACCCAAGGAACAGGCCACAGACCCUCAGGAGAAGAUUCUUCACUGAGCGAGGAGCCUCAGAGGGAGGAGCAGCCCUCGCCUCCUGACCUCAGCGCCCCAGGAAAAGAUCCAGCGGAUUCUCCAAAGCCUACACCCAAGUCCUCUCUGACCGCCAAUCUCAUUCAGAAAGCCAAGCACCAGAGCAACACCUUCCCGCUCUUCACCGAAGGACUCACACGGAACCGAACCGCCCAGGAGAAAGUGCUGGCCUUGGAGCAGCAGGUUCUGAUGCUCACCAAGGAGCUAAAGGCUCAGAAGGAGCUGGUGAAGAUCCUGCACAAGGCGCUGGAGGCUGCCCAGCAGGAGAAGAGGGUGUCCAGUGCGUACCUGGCAGCAGCCGAGGACAAGGACCGGCUGGAGCUGGUGCGGCACAAAGUGCGGCAGAUCGCGGAGCUGGGCAGGCGGGUGGAGGCCCUGGAACAGGAGCGGGAGAGCCUGGUGCAGACGGCGAGCCUGCGGGAGCAGGAGGUGCAGGAGCUGCGGCAGCACGUGCAGCUGCUCCUGGACAAGAACCAGGCUAAGCAGGAGGUCAUCCAGAAACUCUCUGAGAAGGUCACCCAGGACUUCAUGCAUCCCCCCAACCAGCCCCCUGCACCCCCAGAUGCAGCUGACAGGGACCUCCUGAGCCAACAGGAAAAGAUGGAGCAUCUGAAGGAUGACAUGGAAGCAUACCGGACCCAGAACCACUUUCUCAACUCCGAGAUCCACCAGGUCACAAGGAUCUGGAGAAAGGUGGCUGAGAAGGAGAAGGCCCUCCUGAUGAAGUGUGCCUACCUCCAAGCCAAGAACUGCCAGGUGGAAAGCAAGUACCUGGCGGGGCUGCGGAGGCUGCAGGAGGCCGUGGGGGUCCAGGCAGGCGAGUGCUCGGAGCUACUGAGGCAGCUCAUCCAGGAGGCGCUGCAGUGGGAAGCCAGCGAGGCCUCAGCUGACAGCGUUGUGCUGAGCCCCAUCAGCGAGUAUGACGAGUACGGCUUCCUGACAGUACCCAACUAUGAGGUGGAAGAUCUGAGGCUGCUGGCCAAGAUCCAGGUGCUAGAAGUGCACUCCCACCACUUGCUGGCCCACGAGGCCGUGGAGCAGCCGCUGCGGGAGCGCUGGGCUGCCCUGGGUGAGCUGGUCCCCUCGGCGGAGAUCAAGCAGCUGCUGCGGGCGGGCGUGCCCCGCGAGCACCGCCCGCGCGUCUGGAAAUGGCUGGUCCGCCUCCGUGUCCAGCACCUGCAGGGCCCCGGCCGCUACCAGGAGCUACUGAGCCGGAGCCAGGCCUGCAAGCACCCCGCCGCACGCCAGAUCGAGCUGGACCUGAACCGGACCUUCCCCAGCAACAAGCAUUUCACCUGUCCCGCCUCCAGCUUCCCUGACAGGCUCCGCCGGGUACUGCUGGCUUUCUCCUGGCAGAACCCCGCCAUCGGCUACUGCCAGGGCCUAAACAGACUGGCGGCCAUCGCUCUGCUGGUCCUGGAUGAGGAAGAGAGUGCCUUCUGGUGUCUGGUGGCCAUUGUGGAGACCAUCAUGCCAGCUGAUUACUACAGCAAGACGCUCUUGGCAUCCCAGGUGGACCAGCGAGUGCUGCAGGACCUCCUCUUGGAGAAGCUGCCCAAACUGAUGGCCCACCUGGGGCAGCACCGUGUGGACCUGUCUUUCGUCACCUUCAACUGGCUCCUCGUAGUCUUCGCAGACAGUCUCAUCAGCAACAUCCUCCUCCAGGUCUGGGACGCCUUCCUCUACGAGGGCACCAAGGUGGUGUUCCGCUAUGCCUUGGCCAUCUUCAAGUACAACGAGGAGGAGAUCCUGAGGCUGCAGGAUGGCCUGGAGAUCUACCAGUACCUGCGCUUCUUCACCAAGACCAUUUGCAACAGUCGGAAGCUGAUGAACAUCGCCUUCAACGACAUGAACCCCUUUCCUAUGAAACAGCUACGCCAGCUGCGGAUGGCCCACCGGGAGCGGCUGGAGGCUGAGCUGCACGAGCUGGAGCAGCUCAAGGCCAAGUACUUGGAGACCCGGGCAGCCCAGGGCCCUGCAGUGCCUGAGGGUUGCACCAGCGAGGAUGAGGGAGAGGCGGAGCCCUGACUUGGCUACCUGCCCUCCCCAAAGCCCUUUCUCGCCCUUGGCUGGCAGACCCACAGGGGGACAGCCAUGGAGCAGUGGUCUAGGCCCCACUGAGCCCCAUCACCAUGUGACCCUGGGCGAGUCCCUUCCCCUCUCUGGGACUCAGUCUCCCCAUUGGAACAUUGGCUCCUAAAACCAUUGGUUGGGUUAUCUCCUCAUGAGCACACACCCAGGAUACACCCCUCCUCACUUCCUCUGCAGAGCAUUUUAGCACCCAGACAAGCAAGAGUGCUGUCUUUAUAGGGUAACCUUGAACACUCUCUAAGUUUUAUCUGUGUAUGACAGUGUAAAUAUUGGAAAUAGUUCACAAGCUUUGGAACCUAAACGAUUCUCAGUAA
Molecule: messenger RNA, 3626 nt
Organism: Lagenorhynchus albirostris (white-beaked dolphin)
Lineage: Eukaryota; Metazoa; Chordata; Mammalia; Artiodactyla; Delphinidae
Gene: TBC1D2
Product: TBC1 domain family member 2
Exons: 13
Coding region: 160-3249 (1029 amino acids)
Source: RefSeq, a predicted model, not a curated record